Condylostylus longicornis is the source of this 1679-nucleotide messenger RNA. Its product is annotated as dolichyl-diphosphooligosaccharide--protein glycosyltransferase subunit 1. Bases 122 to 1486 code for a protein of 454 amino acids. The record is from RefSeq and is a predicted model, not a curated record. Lineage: Eukaryota; Metazoa; Arthropoda; Insecta; Diptera; Dolichopodidae. The transcript has 2 exons. Gene Ontology annotation, cellular component: oligosaccharyltransferase complex; membrane.
UACGAGUGGCGCUGUUGACUGAUCUAAACGGGUAAACCGUGUGCAUCUUAUUUUCUUAAUUUUUAUAGAUAUUAAUCCUGAAUUUGAAUCAUAUUAAACUACCACAAAUAUUUGUAUAAAUAUGUGGAAACAUGGGUUAAUAUUUAUGUGCUUAAUAGCAGGAAUUUAUUGUGCCGUUGAUACGGCAAUUGAGAAUAAAAAAGUUGAAAGGACUAUUGACUUAACUUCUCAACUUGUUAAGGUAUACCAUAAAAUAAAUUUGGGCCGUACUGAUAAUGGAGUAAUAUCUGCAUAUACUUUCGUAUUAACUGAAGACGAGAAAAAUCAUUUAGCAUAUUUAUCGGCAAAAGAUGGAUCAAAAAAAGAAUUGAAAUUAACAGAAAGUAAAACAAGUAAUGGUUGGGAGUAUUUAGUAUCAUUUUCAAAUCCUGCAGCUACCCAAACUCUGUAUAUAGAGGCAGUAUAUACGAAAAUGUUACAAGCUUAUCCAGCAAGUAUAACUCAAUCUGAAAAACAGCUGGUUAGAUAUUUUGGAAAUUUAUAUUUCUUUUCACCAUACAAAACCGUAAAUCAGGAAACAUCAGUUUAUUUAAGUUCUAGAAAUGUUGAAUCUUAUACUCAAAUUAAACCGGUCUCUAUGUCAGAAAGCACUAUAAGUUAUGGAAAUUAUGAAAAUAUAGCCCCUUUCACGACUGAAGAAUUGGUAAUUCAUUAUGAAAAUCAUUCACCAUUUUUGAUUGUCAGCCGAUUAGAACGAACAAUUGAAAUUUCUCAUUGGGGUAAUAUUGCUAUAGAAGAAACAAUUGAUAUAUUACAUUCCGGAGCCAAACUAAAAGGUUCAUUUUCACGAAGUGAAUUCCAAAAAGAUACCAGAAAUAGUUUGUCAGCUGUAAAAUCAUAUAAAACUAUUUUACCGGCAUCUGCUACCGGUGUAUAUUAUCGCGAUACAAAUGGAAAUAUUUCAACUUCUAAUAUGAAAAUUUUAAAAGAUUCAGUUGAACUUGACUUAAAACCUAGAUUUCCAUUAUUUGGCGGAUGGAAAACUCAUUAUACUUUAGGAUAUAAUGUUCCUUCUUUUGAGUAUUUAUUCAAUAAUGGAGAUAACUACUUAUUAAAAAUGAGAGCAAUUGAUCAUGUUUUUGACGAUAUGACUAUCGAUGAAGCUAUUGUAAAAAUUAUUUUACCAGAAGGAUGUACAAAUAUAAAGUUAAUUACACCGUAUCCAAUAACUCGUUUACCUGAUACAUUGCAUUAUACAUAUUUGGAUACAUUUGGAAGACCUGUAAUUUCAUUUUCUAAAAGAAACUUGGUGGAAAAUCAUAUACACGAUUUCAAUUUAAAAUAUAAUUUUGCUAAAAUUACUAUGCUUCAAGAACCGCUAUUGGUCGUCAGUUUCCUAUUUGUUUUAUUUGUGAUAGUAAUUAUUUGUAUGCGCCUUGAUUUUUCAAUAGUAAAGGAAAAAGAAAUCCAUCAUCACAAAGACUAGAUAAUUUUUAAGAACUUUCCAAAAUAUGUUUUGUAUUAGAAAAUAAGAUAAUUUCUAAGCAUAUUAAUUAAAUAUGAAUUUUUAAAAUUUAAAAAAUUAAACACCACAUUGUUUUUUGAGGCAAAAAUAAAUAAAAAUGAACAAAAAUAUUUGAUGUAAUUUACGCAUGCGUCUGGUAAAAUAAAUUUCAAUA